AUGGCGGAUGGCGGCGUGGACAUAGAUCUUUAUGCUGAUGAUAUUGAAUCUGAUUUUAAUCGUCAGGACGAGUUUGGGGGUGACAAUGUAGAUUUGUAUGACGACGUUAUAGCUGCACCACCAGUGAAGACAGAAGAUGGGGAUGGGCCACAAAAUUCAACUUCGCAACACCCUCCGGAGGAGACGAACGGGAAUGCUCCGUAUCAUAAUAACUCCAUGGGCCACGGGCACCACAGCCGUCGCUUCCAACUUUACGUCGGCAACCUAACUUGGUGGGCCACAGACCAAGAUAUUGCUAACGCCGUCGCAGAUGUUGGCGUGACGGAUUUUCAAGACGUGAAAUUCUUCGAGAACAGGGCAAAUGGACAGUCCAAGGGAUUUUGCGUUAUAUCCCUGGGCUCGGACCAAGCCAUCAGGAUGGUCAUGGACCGGUUGCCCAAGAAGGAGAUCCACGGACAACAUCCUGUUGUCACGCUGCCCACCAAGCAGGCUCUUAAUCAAUUCGAGAGUCAAUCAAAGACACGGUCUACACCACCUGGACCCAAUCCUGGUAUGAGAGGACCGCCUGGACAUCCCGGAGGGCCACCUCCACAUCCUGGAGAAUUCUUUGGUGGCGGACCCAAUGGUCCCGGGCCUAAUGGACCUAGAAUGAUGAUGCCCGGUCCUGGCCCUCAUCAUCAGAUGCGUGGUCCUCCGCCGGGACCACACGGACACGGUCCUCCGCCGCAUCACAUGCCCCAACAUCAGGGGCCUCCGCCUCAUCACAUGCCCCCGCAUCAGGGACCGCCACCCCACCAGGGGCCCCCGCAACAUAGACCACCUAUGCCUUAUAAUGAUAUGCAGCGGCAAGGCGGCCGAGGAGGAGAAUGGGGUGCUCGGGGACCCCAUAUGCAGCCGGCACCGGGACCUCAGUAUGGACCUCCACAGCAUCAGAUCCCACAUCAAAUGCCCCCACCACAUGCACCACCAGGUCAAGGUCUACCACCACCUCAUCACCAAUUGCCACCGCAUCAACAGGGCCCACCACGUGGGCCGGCGCCCUUGCCACAGCAUCCUGGUGUCGGCGUUGGUGUAGGUGGACCCGCGCCCCAUGUGAAUCCAGCAUUCUUCAAUCAGCAGCCGCCUGUGCAAAAUGCUCCACCAGUACAGCCAGGACCUGGCCCUCAAUCUGGACCUCCAGGUCCUGCACCUUAUGGUCAUCCUCCACACAGCGCACCACCACCUACUCAGGGCCCUCCACCUGGUGUUAGAGCCCCCUAUGGAAGACCACCGCAGGCGUAUCCUGCGGGUGAGGCUCGGCCAGGCCACCCAGCACCGCUAGGCCACGUGCCGCCCCACGCUCCGACUCAUGUCCCCCCGCACGCUUCCCACCCGCCACACCCGGUCAUCAGCGAAGCGGAGUUUGAGGAAGUGAUGAGUAGAAACCGCACGGUCUCAUCAAGUGCCAUCGCGCGCGCUGUCAGCGAUGCGGCUGCCGGUGAAUACGCGUCUGCUAUUGAAACGCUCGUUACCGCCAUCUCGCUCAUCAAACAGAGCAAGGUUGCCCACGACGAUCGCUGCAAGAUCCUAAUAUCAUCGUUACAAGAUACCCUCCACGGGGUGGAGACCAAGUCAUACGGCGGGGAGCGACGUCGCUCUCGUUCCCGCGAGCGUGACAGUAGGGCGCACCAUCGCACACCGCGCAGACGCGAACGCUCCGCUAGCCGCUACAGGGACAGAUCGCGUGACAGAGAUGACCGCGACCGGUAUAGGGAAAGGUCGAGGGACCGUGAACGCGACCGCGACGCAUACUACAGGGACUAUCGUGAACGCGAACGCGAUAGGUCCAGGUCCAGGGAACGAGAACGUGCUGACCACUACAACAGAGGCCAUAGUCGGGAAGAAAGGCCCCGGAAGUCACCCGUAGAAGCAGUGGCUGAACCCAGCGCAGGUGACGCCAGUGCAAAGAGCAGAUCAGCCGCCGCACCCUACUACGAAGAGAGGUACCGCGAGCGACGCGACCGCGACCCACCACCCACUGACCGUGACCGUGACCGCGACCGCGAACACAGGCGCGACGCUAGGCACUAG
Molecule: messenger RNA, 2070 nt
Organism: Leptosia nina
Lineage: Eukaryota; Metazoa; Arthropoda; Insecta; Lepidoptera; Pieridae
Source: the annotation of a GenBank genome assembly